AUGAAUGGAGUCCCUCGUCCAAUCUAUCGCACUAAUAUCUGGGGAAGCGGAGAUAUUUGUUUGUUUAAAGUUGAACAUCAUGGAUGGCCUCAAUGCGAAGUUGUCUUUGCGAGAAUUCAGCCGAACUCCUUUUUACACUGCAACUGGCAGCUGCCCACACCUUGGGAAGUGGGGUAUUGGGGUCUGUCCGUCAUUACCGUUACACCUCGUGAGGGGAAAUACCUGUCUGUCGUGAGGGGUAGAAAUGGGGAACCAUCUGAACCCUGCGCCGGCCAACUCCGUGCAGACUGGGGAUGGUCUGUGCAUAUUCAACAACCGGCAUGCUCCUGGAAUAUGCAAGUAACGGGUUGUUAUGCUCUCAUGCCAAGCUUGGCAGAGAUGCUGCCGAAGUCAGGAGCUCGCUUCGUGUCACUCCAUCACACAACUCUUCCAAAUCCACUCCCCAAAAGUGAGAAAAAAAUUCAGCAUUCUUCCCAGAGACACACAACAGCCUCCUUCUCUGGGGUUUUUCCUCCGCCAUGUUCUCUCUUAAACGGAGGUCAAAUCCAUGUUCAACCAUCCUAUCUCCGCGGGACACGGCAGUCGGCACGCGGCUCUGCAACUCUUGUGCUACUGCCUCUCGAGUCCAUCCCUCUCAUGCCCUCACGCGUAUCUCGGGACCGUCUCCUCGAGGUUGUAUCCUCUCUGCCGUUUGUUUCUCUCAACAAACAACAACUCUAUUUACUCACGGUGGUACCUAACCGGAACAUGACUGACAUUGACUGCGCUUGUGAUGAUGUGAAAAGCCUACCCCCGAGUUACUAUUUGCAAAACUUGUCAUCUCGCCAAACAUCUGAGAACACUCCUCGCCUUGCUCACCUCACCAAUAUCUCCAUAACACCGCCCUCUCUUUCGGGCCGUAUCCAAAAAAGCGCAAUCCCCGAAACACCCCACUUACACCUUCUGGACUGCCUUCAGCGCAAACAACCGCUGAAAGCUCGCAAGGUUUUCUCUGUUCUCACCAACUCCGUUGGAGUUUGA
Messenger RNA from Podospora pseudopauciseta, 1020 nucleotides. RefSeq lists its product as uncharacterized. NCBI's taxonomy places the organism in Eukaryota, Fungi, Ascomycota, Sordariomycetes, Sordariales, Podosporaceae. The transcript has a single exon. Bases 1 to 1020 code for a protein of 339 amino acids. The record is from RefSeq and is a predicted model, not a curated record.